AUGAAGAGCCGUUGUCUAUGUCAGAUUUGUACCUGCGGACGACAUCAUUGUCCACAUGGAAACACAAGGAUUUAUGAAAAUUCUGGCGUGCCUUACUUCACAACUGAAUAUUUGGAAAAAUACCCUACGUAUGGCAAUAUUCUUCCACCUCAAAGCCUUAAACCCAAGCAAGAAUUUCGAGCAUGCCGUGGUCGGAUUAUCGUCCUUAUGAAAUAGUCAAACAGCCUCGCCAUGUACCAGAAGAGUAUAAGCCAAAACAUGGGGAGAUUGAUCUUGGUACUACCUAUAAACGGGAUUUUAAUUCUUACAAAGUGCAGCCUGUGGUAAUAGUCCGGCCUUUGGAAAGACGACAAGUUACAAAAGGAAAGUUGGACACUGUCCCAACCUACAAAGAUGAUUAUAGAGCUUGGGACAUUCAGAAAAGUGAACUUUAUAAACCAGAAGAAACUUAUCAUCCCCCUACUGUGAAAUUUGGAAAUUCAACUACAUUUCAAGAUGACUACAUUCCUCAGGAGAUAAAGCCUAGGCAAAGCUUUAAACCCUCUUUUUUGGUCAAACGUUCUACAACCCCUUUUAAUGGUGACACAAGUCAUCGCCUUGAUUAUGUACCACAUCAGCUAGAAAUCAAGUUUGCAAGGCCAAAAGAAGUUUACAAGCCAACCAGCAAACCUUUUGAGGAUCUCACAACUCACCACAAUGACUUUCAGGGUCUUGUUGGUGAAACUGCAAAAAUCUGCAAACCUGCCGACAAUAGAGUGGCCCAGAAUGCUCAGUUUUCAGGAAGCACUGAAUUCCAAGAAAGUUUUCAACCAUGGGAAAUCCCACCACCUGUCGUCAAGAAAGUACCAGAGUAUGUCCCACCUACAGGUACUAUGCAGUUAAGCAGCACAAGUCAUCUUGACUAUGUUCCGCAUGAGGCCAACCGUGUUGUUCCUAUUAGACCAGCUUCUCAUAGAAGAAAUAACAGAUUUCCUUUCCAAGGCAAAAGCACCACAAAGGAAGAUUUUCCAGCAUGGGAAAGUUGUCGUCAAGGAAUUAUUAAGAGACAGCAGCAGAUUCCCAAUCCAUCUGGGAAAUUUGAUGGUUUGAGCACUUUUAGAUCUCACUAUGUGCCACAUGAACUGAUUCCCACAGAGAGUUGCAAACCUUUAAAUAUUGCUCUUACGAGUUCUAUUCCAUUUGAUGGUGUAACCAUGUAUUCCAUAGAGUACACACCAAAGAAACAAGAAAUCUGCCCAGCUAGCUAUCCUUCUCCUCCAGGUUAUGUAUUUGAAAAUACAGAUUCCCAAGGUCAUAAAUACUUUCGCAGGAUCACCCCUGCAGUGAAGGCCUUCUAAUCAUCCAAUUGUAAUUAAAAGGAAGCUAGCUAUCAAGAUGGUGGCUUUCCGAGGGCAAAAGCAAUUUUUACAGUGGAAAAAAACUUAGAUAACAAGUGAAUCAUUUUUCAUAUUUUUCAACAAUAAAAUUGGAAAAUUUAUUGUAGGAAAUCAGAAUCUUAAAAUCUAUUUUAUUUAUCUUUUAACCAAGAUUAUUCUUUAAUAUGCAUUUUUAAAAACUGAGUGAUUUUAGUAUCUGACAUGCUGUUGGAUAGCUUGUCCCCAAUCUUAUUUUUAUAUUUCUGUUUAUAAUUAUGGCAAUUAUAGGAUUAUUCACAUACCCAUUUUCAUUUGUCCAGUACAU
Messenger RNA from Orycteropus afer afer, 1680 nucleotides. The record is from RefSeq and is a predicted model, not a curated record. NCBI's taxonomy places the organism in Eukaryota, Metazoa, Chordata, Mammalia, Tubulidentata, Orycteropodidae.